GCGAGCACAGUGUCAAAGGAAAGACGGGUGUGAUUGUUUCCGCAGUAACAGCAGGAAGAAAACAAACAUGGAUGGGGUGCUGGACCCUUUCUCUGGACUCGACUCUUUCUCCUCCCCUCCUUAUUUCGACGAUGACGAGUUUUUCACCGACCAGUCCUCUCGAGAUGGACACUUGGAGACGGAUGACUUUCUGGAUGACGAAGUGGACUUCCUCUCGGGUAAUUUUCAAGACUAUUACAGCAAAGACGGCAGCGGCAGAGCACCGCCUCACGAUGGAGACUACGACAUCGGCAACCUGUCCUUCUCCUCUUCGUCCUCCGUCUUCUCCUACGGCUGCGCAGACAGCACGCCCGAGCUGUCUCCUCGGAUGGGCCAUCACGGCGGGCCGUUGCUGAAGCGCAGGAGGCGGAUGAGGUCUGAGAUGGAGAUGCAGCAGCUGAGGCAGGCGGCCAACGUCAGGGAGCGGCGGAGGAUGCAGUCCAUCAAUGACGCGUUCGAGGGCCUACGCUCCCACAUCCCCACUCUGCCCUACGAGAAGAGACUCUCUAAAGUGGACACUCUGCGGCUGGCCAUCGGCUACAUCAACUUCCUGGCUGAGCUCGUGCAGUCUGACCUUCCUAUUAGAAACUCCAGCAGCGACAUGCACGCGCAGCCCAAGAAAGUAAUCAUCUGCCACAGAGGAACAAGGUCCCCCUCGCCAAGCGACCCUGACUACGGCCUGCCUCCGCUGGCCGGUCACUCGCUGUCUUGGUCGGAUGAAAAGCAGCUCCGGGAGCAGAACAUCAUCCGUACAGCAAAAGUCUGGACACCGGAGGACCCCCGAAAACUGCACAGUAAACCGGGCCUCACAGACAUCGAAAACGAGCCUCCCUUCAACCUGGUGGCCUGAACAGCAGCACAAGCCUUGCG
This is a messenger RNA of Pundamilia nyererei, 909 nucleotides long. RefSeq names its product pancreas associated transcription factor 1a (gene ptf1a). The transcript has 2 exons. The coding region runs from base 68 to 889 and encodes 273 amino acids. NCBI's taxonomy places the organism in Eukaryota, Metazoa, Chordata, Actinopteri, Cichliformes, Cichlidae. Gene Ontology annotation, biological process: regulation of transcription by RNA polymerase II; developmental process. The record is from RefSeq and is a predicted model, not a curated record. Gene Ontology annotation, molecular function: protein dimerization activity; RNA polymerase II transcription regulatory region sequence-specific DNA binding; DNA-binding transcription factor activity, RNA polymerase II-specific.